Messenger RNA from Lodderomyces pseudojiufengensis, 1608 nucleotides. RefSeq names its product uroporphyrinogen-III C-methyltransferase (gene MET1). The transcript has a single exon. Gene Ontology annotation, biological process: siroheme biosynthetic process; sulfate assimilation. Bases 1 to 1608 code for a protein of 535 amino acids. Gene Ontology annotation, molecular function: uroporphyrin-III C-methyltransferase activity. The record is from RefSeq and is a predicted model, not a curated record. Lineage: Eukaryota; Fungi; Ascomycota; Pichiomycetes; Serinales; Debaryomycetaceae.
AUGACAAAUUUAUUAGCAUCAUUAAAUAUUAGAAACGAAAGAAUACUACUAGUUGGAUAUUCUAAUUUAACUAUUCUACGAAUAAAUUCAAUAUUAGAAUGUAAUGGUUACCCCAUACUUUUAAUACCAAACACAGACAAUAUAUCAGAAAUUAUAAAACAAUAUGAAGAAGAAAAAAAAUUACAAAUAGUAAUUGAUCCUGAAUUUGAUAUAAAUAUACGAAAACAUUUAACAUCAUUAGGUAAAGAAUAUACGGAUUUUAUAGUUGAUAAAGUAUUUGUAACUUUAUUACAAAGUUCACAGCAUCAAAUAAGAGAAAAUAUCUAUCGAGAAUGUAAAAAAUUAAGAAUACCAAUAAAUACAACAGAUGAACCUGAAUUAUGUACAUUUACAUUAUUAUCAACAUACAAACAAGGAGAUUUUCAAUUAGGUAUAACAACAAAUGGUAAAGGAUGUAAAUUAUCAUCAAGAUUAAAAAGAGAAAUUAUAAAUAAGUUACCUACUGAUUUAGAUAAAAUUUGUGAUAAUAUAGGAAAUUUAAGAAAUCAAAUUCAAAUUGAAGAUAAUAUUAAAGAAUUAAUUCCAGGAGAAAAUGAAGAUGAUUUAAAUAAUUUAAAAAAUUUUAAUUCUCUUGUAAAAGAAUUUAAUCAAUCAAAAGAUGAUAUAAAAUUAAGAAGAAAUAGAUGGUUAUCUCAAAUUGUUGAAUAUUAUCCAUUAUCAAAAUUAUCUAAUAUAUCAAUUGAUGAUUUGAAACUUGUAUAUAAAGACGAUAAAUUAUCAUCACCGACUAUUGAAAAAGAUACCACGAAAAAAGGAAAAAUAGCAUUAAUUGGAAGUGGACCAGGUUCAAUAUCAUUAUUAACUAUUGGAGCAUUACAAGCAAUAAAUAAAGCAGAAUUAAUAUUAGCUGAUAAAUUAGUUCCACAACAAGUAUUAGAUCUUAUCCCAAAAAAUCAUGGACCAGAAAUUUUUAUAGCAAGAAAAUUUCCAGGAAAUGCAGAAAAAGCACAAGAAGAAUUGCUUGAGAUAGGAUUAAAUGCACUAAUUCAGGGGAAAUUUGUUAUAAGAUUAAAACAAGGAGAUCCUUAUAUUUUUGGUAGAGGAGGUGAAGAAUUUAAUUUUUUUCAAACUCAUGGUUUUAAACCAAUUGUUAUACCUGGUAUAUCUUCAGCAUUAGCAGCACCAGUUGUUGCAAAUAUUCCAAUGACUCAUAGAGAUGUAGCAGAUCAAGUAUUAAUAUGUACUGGUACUGGUCGUAAAGGAAUAAUACCAAAUUUACCCUUGUUUGAAUCAAAUAGAACAACAAUUUUUUUAAUGGCAUUACAUAGAAUUAUUGAAUUAAUACCAGUAUUAAUUAAUGAUAAAAAUUGGCCUUCAAAUUUACCAGUUGCAAUAAUUGAAAAAGCAAGUUGUCCAGAUCAAAGAAUUAUUAGAACUACUUUAUCAAAAUUAGAUAAAGUUGUUGAAAUUUUUGGUUCAAGACCUCCUGGAUUAUUAGUUACUGGAUAUGCAUGUGAAGUAAUCCACAAAAAUUCGGAAUUGAAAGAUUGGAUUAUUGAAGAAGGUUUUAAUUAUGAAUUUGAUAAUUCAAAAAUAUCUGUAUUAUAA